AUGGGCGGAGUUAUCGUAGGACAUCGUUAUCUAAACAUACUAUUUCUCUUGUCGCAGACAGCUGUGAUCGUCAUCCAUCCAGGUGUUCAGGGAUUUGAACUUGGGAUCCUUCGUCCACAUGGAUACCUUAAUAAGAAGACAGGACUCAACGACGAAACUCGGAGAGGAGCUCGGGGGGCUCAAAGUCCAACAGAAACACCCAGCACAAUAUUGAGAAUUGAGACGACUAGCAGAACGCAUCGCCCAUUUUCGGGUCCCAACAUGAAGACCAGGUGGUGGCCGAGCUCCACAACAACAACAACAACUUCACAUCUAAUCGCCAUAUUAUCCACAUUUCUAUUCAUAGCGAGUCUCAGCGAUGCGAAGCCGUUGAAUUUGCCGCAGACAAUCACUUGCGAUGGAAGUAUAUACGUGUAUGUCAAUACCACCGAAGCCGAUCGGACACCAUACAUUUUCGUCGAGAUCAAAUCGCCAAACAUUCACGAUUGCAUUGAGAAAUGCUUCGGAAAUCAGUUUUGCUAUUCGCUGAAAUACGACGAAUCGAAAACCGACCAGUGCUCGCUCUAUUAUUUCGCCGCCUACAAUUGCACAGGGCAGACGCUGCGGCCGGCGAACGACGUCGUCUACACCGGCGGAAGUGUGUUCAUCGAUUGUCUCAAGUGUCCGAACAACGGCGAUUUUGUGACGGCGCCGCCGUUCACCAGCUUCACCGAGCAGACGAUAUCGGCGAAAGAUCAACGAGGAGAAACGCUCAUCGAGAAGCCAUUAGUCGAUGAUAUCAAACACAACAUCCAUUCAAAGCUUGAGGCGACAAGUGGACACUCGACAGCGAUUGUUGACCUUCGAGUCGAGGAUACGACACCGACAAGCAGCAUCAGCAGCGAAACGGCAACCGAAUGGACGGGAUUCGUCGAUGCUCGUGCGUGCGCUUCCACAAUUCGCUUCUGCGCGUCGAGCAACAUCGAUUGGGAGACUGUCGAUCUUCUCAUCAAUGAGACGCGCGCGGAUUCCGCCGAACACUGCGCCGAACGCUGUUUCACCUAUCAAUGCGGUUUUGCACUGUAUUCGCCGGAGACCAACACGUGCAAGUAUACAGUUGACACCGAGAGACUUGUCGACUCGGAUCAUUGCCACGACGAGAAUCUGAUUGAGACGAUCUCGACGAACGAGACGGUUCAGAUCACAUGUGUGACGUGUGAGACAACCGGAACCGAAAAAGAAGCCACGACGACGAAGCAGCCGACGACGACAGAAUCUACUACGAAAAUCGCGCCAAGUGUCGACAAAGGUACAUUCAUGCCAGCAUGCUAUAUUAAUUUCCAAGCCGAAUCCACCGACAAGCAUCCCAACUAUGACCACUACACGGUGAAAUCGGUGAAGAACGCGAACGCAUGCGCUCGUUUCUGUUUCGUCGGGCUUUGCACCACGGCAUUAUAUUCGCCUUCGACCGGCGAAUGUCGACUCGGAAAAGAGCGAACCGAGAAGUGCUCGGACGGCGACAAUAUUUUCGCAUACACUGGCACUGAAGACGUCGUCUUGCAGUGUUUCCGAUGCAGUCCACGGCGGAAAACUUCCACCACCACCACCACUGAAGCUCCUGAAUCUACAGAGCCUAUCUCUACAGAAGCCCCAACUCCAACAGAUGCUUCAACAGAAACAACAACAACCGCUGGAGACUUGAUCACGACGUCGUCUCCCUUUGAUGAAUCCACGUUGACACCUGAAACCAAGAAUGAGUCUACUCAAACUUCCGAUGGUCCACAAACGGAAAUCUCGGAAUCAAAAGAUGUCGAGCCGAUGGUGGCGACAAAAGUCGAACUUGCCAAGGAUACGACGGGAGUGAAAACCACGCAAAGAAAACAUUGCGUUAUCAAGUUCCAAGCUCGACCAUUAAGCCAGAGACCAGAAAAUUUCAAGGCGAAAUUUGAGCUUGACGUUCCGGUUGACUCUAUUGAGCUGUGCGCUACUAGAUGCUACCAGGAUGGAUGCUCGGGAGCAAGAUUCGAUCCGGCUGAUGGCACCUGCACAUUGUCGUACGACGACCCGCAAUUCUGCGCCCGCGGAAAUGUUUUCAUUCAUUACGAAGCAAAGGAAGCCACUUGGAUUCAUUGCGUCAAUUGCUAUACUGUGAAGCCAAGUGAUAUCGAUGAAGCUCUCGCAACCACAUCAGCUCCUGGUAAACUUUCCACUGGAUCGCUUUCGGAGUCUUCCACACAAGCUGAUGCUACUACACAGACUACCACCACGUCUGCCACAGAAUCAACGAAAGCGACCACUCCUGAAUCGGCGGUCACUUCUUCAGCUGCUUCUUCCACAUCAACGACGCCAUCCACAGAACUUCCAGAUGAUUUCCAGAGAGGAUGCUUGAUCAAGUUCCAAGCUCGACCACUUUCUGAACGACCAAAAGAGUUAUCAGCCAAAUUCGAAGUUGAGAUCAAAGUGGAUUCUGUGGAGCUUUGCGCCACUAGAUGCUACCAAGACGGAUGCUCGGGAGCCAGAUAUGAUCCUGUGUGGAACACUUGCAGUUUGUCAUACGAUGAGAAGCAUUUCUGUGCCAGAGGAGACGUCUUCCUUCAGUAUAUGGCCAAGGAAGUUACGUGGAUUCAUUGUGUUAAUUGCUAUCGCAUUAAAGCUCCAUUGACUGCUGACCUUCCAAAAGUCCCAUCCAAUGGCGAUAUUACGACCGCCGCCACUACUACAGAACAUCCUGCAACAAAUCCAUGGGGUGAGAAAGAAACGUCUGACGAGGUCACUACCACCACCACCAUCGCCACCACAAGCAAAUCGUCGGAAGCAGCGACUAUUGAGACGCCAACCACUCCGAAAACCAUUGGACAAGAAAAUGACGAUGAUUCGAGUCUUCUCAAAGGAUGCGUUGUUCACUUCCAAGCUCAACCAAUUGAAGAGAGACCGUCGGAAUUCGAAGCUCCAUUCGAGUUGACUUUGAAGGUUCCAUCUGCCGAGAUUUGUGCUCAUCGCUGCUACCAAGACGGAUGUACCGCAGCCAGAUACAGUCCGGAUAAGGGAGAAUGCUCGUUGGCUUAUGAGGAUCCUCCAUUCUGCAACAAAGUCAAACUAGUGAAUGUCAACAAAUCUCCUGAAACGAUUUGGAUCCAUUGUUUGUCGUGCGUUCCUGUCAAGAACACGAAAAUUGCUGAAAAUGCUGAUGAGAAUGUCACAGAAGCAUCUGGAGAAAACGGCGAUAUUACAACGACUGUUCCAGAAUCAUCCGGUGAGGAAGAUAAAACAACUGUCGCCUCGGAGUCUUCUGGAGAGGAAUCUACGACUGUUGCCACGUCCGAGCCAUCGGGAACUGAAGAUAAAACAACGGAAGGAUCUGGGGAAGAAGUGACGACUACAUCGUCAGAAACUACUACUAAAGCCUCAGAUGAAGGAUCUGGAGAAGACACAACUACACCAUCAGCUGGUGAAUCGGUGACCGUUGAAAAAUCGGAAGACGAAAAAGUCACCGAUGCUUCUGGAGAAGAGUCUACGACGACAACUGCUGCUGAAGCAACCACAAUUUCACCAGACGAAGGAUCUGGUGAAGAAAACACGACUGUUUCUGAAGAAACGACGCCAACAUCGAAAUCAUCUGGAGAUCAGGAGUCAACAACUACAGUAGCAGAGUCGUCAGGAGAAGAAACAUCAAAUCGGCCUUCUGAAGAAACCACUACAUCAACUGAAGGUUCAGGAGAAGAAACGACAACUGUCGCUGGAGAAAAAGUGACUGUUGAGAAGUCGGAAGAUGAACACGUUACCGAAAAUUCCGGAGAAGACACUACAACUUCUGCUCCCUCAGAGCAAACUACAUCGGAUGAAACUGAUGCUUCUGGAGAGGAAUCCACAACUACUCCAUCUACAGAAGAAAAGAUAACGACCCCAUCGGAAUCUUCUACGCCAGGAGACGAGUCGUCAGGAGAAGAGCCAACUACGCCUUCUGAGGAAGCGACAACAAAUGCUACAGAAUCAUCUGGAGAAGAAUCAACAACUGCUUCAACAGAAGACACUACGACAACUUCCGAGGGAUCUGGAGAAGAAGCAGUGACGAAGAAUGUUGUUCCAGUCGAAAAGUCGGAAGAUGAGAAUACUGUAACGACUGAAUCAUCUGGAGAAGAAGCUACCACCACGAGUGCAAGUGAAGAAACAACAACGUCGACUACGUCCGAUGAAGGAUCCGGAGAAAGCACGACAACGACCAGCACGGAAAGUUCUGGAGAGGAAUCCACCACGUCAUCAACGGAAACUACAACUGUCACUUCAGAAGAAGGACUCGGUGAUGAAAUAGCUACAACUACAACAACUGAAUCCUCUGGAGAAGAGUCGACGACAUCAUCUACAACUUCAAACGAAGUGACGACUACGUUUUCAGUGGAAGGAUCUGGAGAGGAGGCGACGACUACAGUGUGUGAACAAGCAACGGUCGAAAAGUCGGAAGAUGAGAAUGUGACGACGGAAUCAUCUGGAGAGGAAACUACGACGUCAUCUGGGGAGCAGGAAGCUACUACCACAUCUGAGGAAUCGUCUGGCGAAGAGACGACAACGUCUUCAACAUUUGAAGAGACGACUAUCGCCACCACACCAGAAGGUUCUGGAGAAGACACAUCGACGUCCGCUGCUUCUGAAACAACAACGAGCGCCACUUCAGACGAAGGAUCCGGCGAAGAAUCAACAACAACAACAGUUGAACCAGUGACCGUUGAAAAGUCUGAAGACGAAAAGAUUACCGAGGCUUCGGGUGAAGAAACUACAACAGUAGCCACGGAAUUGUCUGGAGAAGAAGCACAAAAGACGACUGUCGAAACCGAAAAUGGAGAGAAUGUUAGCACUGCAACAACUUCUGAAGCAUCUGGUGAGGAGGAGACUGCAACUGCUACCACGGAACCUUCUGAUGGAGAAACUACAGCAACGUCGACAUCUGAGGAAACAACGACUAAUUCCGACAACGAUUUAGGAUCAGGAGAAGAGAGUACGACUCAAUCCGGCGAAAAAGCUACCGUCGAAAAAUCUGAAGACGCUCAAGUCUCCGAAGCUUCCGGAGAAGAGUCUACUACAGCGCCAUCUGGAGGAGAAACAACUACAAUAGGAUCGGAGUCGUCAGGAGAAGAGCCAACUGCGACAGCAGAUGAAACCACAACGGAAUCUACAGAAUCAUCUGGAGAAGAAUCAACAACCGCUUCAACAGAAGACACUACGACAACUUCCGAAGGAUCUGGAGAAGAAGCAGUGACGAAGAAUGUUGUUCCGGUCGAGAAGUCGGAAGAUGAGAAUACUGUAACGACUGAAUCAUCUGGAGAAGAAGCUACCACCACGGGUGCAAGUGAAGAAACAACAACGGCGACUACGUCCGAUGAGGGAUCCGGAGAAGAAUCGACUACGUCGUCUGACUCAGUAAAAUCCACAACAGUCGAAAGUAAUGAAGGAUCGGGAAUGGAAAAUGAUACAACCACCACGGUUGUCGGAGAAGAAGUGACAGUUCCGACUACUACUCCUACGUCGGUUGAAUCAUCUGGAGAAGAAUCAUCGACAACUCCAUCAUCUGAAGAAGGCACGUCACCAGAAGGAUCAGGUGAAGGAGAAUCCACAACUUUGGAAAGCGUGACGGUGCAGAAGUCUGAAGAUGAAGUAGUGACUGAAGCCUCCGGAGAAGCAUCAACUACGACUGCGUCGGAAUCAUCUGGAGAAGAAUUGACAACUUCCACAACAACUGGCGAAGAGACAACAGUUGCUUCGGAACCAACUGAUUCUACUACAUCCAGACAGGAUGAAUCUACUACAUCGGAAUCAUCAGGAGAAGAAACCACAAAACCAUCAACUGAUAAAACAACUUCAGAGGGAUCUGGAGAAGAAUCUGUAACGAAGAAUGUUGUUCCAUUAGAAAAGUCCGAAGAUGAGAACGUAACCAAAGAAUCUGGAGAACAAUUUACCACUCCGGCAAUCGAAUCAUCCGGUGAGGAAGAUAAAACAACUGUCGCCUCGGAGUCUUCUGGAGAGGAAUCUACGACUGCUGCCACGUCCGAGCCAUCGGGAACUGAAGAUAAAACAACAGAAGGAUCUGGGGAAGAAGUGACGACUACAUCGUCAGAAACUACUACUAAAGCUUCAGAUGAAGGAUCUGGAGAAGACACAACUACACCAUCAGCUGGUGAAUCGGUGACCGUUGAAAAAUCGGAAGACGAAAAAGUCACCGAUGCUUCUGGAGAAGAGUCUACGACGACAACUGCUGCUGAAGCAACCACAAUUUCACCAGACGAAGGAUCUGGUGAAGAAAACACGACUGUUUCUGAAGAAACGACGCCAACAUCGAAAUCAUCUGGAGAUCAGGAGUCAACAACUACAGUAGCAGAGUCGUCAGGAGAAGAAACAUCAAAUCGGCCUUCUGAAGAAACCACUACAUCAACUGAAGGUUCAGGAGAAGAAACGACAACUGUCGCUGGAGAAAAAGUGACUGUUGAGAAGUCGGAAGAUGAACACGUUACCGAAAAUUCCGGAGAAGACACUACAACUUCUGCUCCCUCAGAGCAAACUACAUCGGAUGAAACUGAUGCUUCUGGAGAGGAAUCCACAACUACUCCAUCUACAGAAGAAAAGAUAACGACCCCAUCGGAAUCUUCUACGCCAGGAGACGAGUCGUCAGGAGAAGAGCCAACUACGCCUUCUGAGGAAGCGACAACAAAUGCUACAGAAUCAUCUGGAGAAGAAUCAACAACUGCUUCAACAGAAGACACUACGACAACUUCCGAGGGAUCUGGAGAAGAAGCAGUGACGAAGAAUGUUGUUCCAGUCGAAAAGUCGGAAGAUGAGAAUACUGUAACGACUGAAUCAUCUGGAGAAGAAACUACCACCACGGGUGCAAGUGAAGAAACAACAACGUCGACUACGUCCGAUGAAGGAUCCGGAGAAAGCACGACAACGACCAGCACGGAAAGUUCUGGAGAGGAAUCCACCACGUCAUCAACGGAAACUACAACUGUCACUUCAGAAGAAGGACUCGGUGAUGAAAUAGCUACAACUACAACAACUGAAUCCUCUGGAGAAGAGUCGACGACAUCAUCUACAACUUCAAACGAAGUGACGACUAUGUCUUCAGUGGAAGGAUCUGGAGAAGAGACGACGACUACAGCGGGUGAACAAGAAACAGUCGAAAAGUCGGAAGAUGAGAAUGUGACGACGGAAUCAUCUGGAGAGGAAACUACGACGUCAUCUGGGGAGCAGGAAGCUACUACCACAUCUGAGGAAUCCUCUGGCGAAGAGACGACAACGUCUUCAGCAUCUGAAGAGACGACUGUCGCUUCCACACCAGAAGGUUCUGGAGAAGACACAUCGACUUCCGCUGCUUCUGAAACAACAACGAGCGCCAUUUCAGACAAAGGAUCUGGCGAAGAAUCAACAACAACAGGCGAAAAUACUACAGCAUCACCGGAAUCUGAAACAACAACAACUUCUGAAGAAGGAUCUGGAGAAGAAAACAAAGCUGUGACGAAGAACGUCGUGCCAGUCGAAAAGUCUGAGGAUGAGCAUGUAACUGAGGCUUCUGGAGAAAACACCACAACAUCUCCAACAACUGAAUCCUCUGACGAAGAUGAAACAACAACAUCUGCUAUCGAAACGUCACCUUCUUCCGAAUCAUCGGGAGAAGAAGCUACUACUGCCCCGAUAUCCGAAGAAGCAACAACAUCUUCUGAAGGAUCAGGAGAAGAAACGGUGACAAAGAAUGAUUUAGCAGUCGAAAAAUCGGAGGAUGGAAAGCCAACAACGGAAUCCUCGGGUGAACAAGAAACAACUACGGAAUCUUCCGAAGAUACUACUACAAUAAAGUCUUCUGAAGAAGGAUCUACGACAGCUUCCUCUUCUGAAGAAGCGACAACAACGCCAACAGAAGAAUCUUCUACCACAACAUCUGGAGACUCAGAGACUGCAGCUCCAACUGAAGGAUCUGGAGAAGAAUCAACAACUACAUCUUCAUCCGAACAUUCCACAUCUGAAGGGUCUGGAGAAGAAGCUACAACGACAUCUUCAUCUGAACAAUCCACAUCUGAAGGGUCUGGAGAAGAAGCUACAACAUCUGCUUCAGAUGAAACUAAAGCUACUGCUGAAGGAACCAUUGAAGAGUCAACAACUGCUGCGGUUUCUGAUAAGACAACUGUUUCAGAAGGUUCAGGAGAAGAAGCUGUUACGAAGAACGUCGUACCAGUAGAAAAGUCUGAAGAUGAGAAAGUGACUGAUGAAGCUCAAACUACUACUGAAUCAUCCGGAGAACAAGAAACAACAACAGCUUCGUCCGAACAAGCAUCUUCUGCGGAAUCUUCGGGUGAAGAAUCUGUUACGACAUCAGCGUCAGAAGAAACAACUGCCGCCUCGAAAGAAGCUGCUGAAACAAUCACUACUGCAACUGAAGGAUCGGGUGAAGGAUCAACAACUUCUUCCACCUCAGAAGAGUCGGCAACCACAUCUGAAAGUUCGGUUGAGGAAGUAACUUCAACUACUUCUUCCUCUGCCACGAGCGCGUCGGAUGAAGGUUCUGGAGAAGAAUCGGUGACGAAGAACGUUGUGCCUGUUGAGAAGUCGGAAGAUGACAAGGUUUCGGCAGAAGAUCAAGCAACUACUAAAUCACACGACGAAGAAUCGACCACGUCUAAUGAGACCACAACGGCAUCAUCUGAAUCGUCAGGAGAAGGCGCUACUACUGAAUCAUCAACUGAGCAAUCUGGAGAUGAAACUACAACAUCUGGAUCCACUGAAGAAACUUCAUCCGUAUCCCAAGGAUCAGGAGAAGAAGAUUCUACGAUUUCUUCAACGGAAUCUUCAUCUGACGAAACUACCACAACCGCUGCAGCAGACGAAGGCUCAGGAGAAGAAGCUGUUACCAAGAACGUCGUACCAGUAGAAAAGUCUGAAGAUGAGAAAGUGACUGAUGAAGCUCAAACUACUACUGAAUCAUCCGGAGAACAAGAAACAACUACGGCAUCCUCCGAAGAUGCUACCACAGUAAAGUCUUCUGAAGAAGAAUCUACGACAGCUGCCUCUUCUGAAGAAGCGACAACAACGCCAACAGAAGAAUCUUCUACCACAAAAUCUGGAGACUCAGAGACUGCAGCUCCAUCUGAAGGAUCUGGAGAAGAAUCAACAACGACAUCUUUAUCCGAACAUUCUACAUCUGAAGGGUCUGGAGAAGAAGCUACAACAUCUGCUUCAGAUGAAACUAAAUCAGAAGAAGCGACAACAACGCCAACAGAAGAAUCUUCUACCACAUCAUCUGAAGAGACUACGACUGAAUCCGAAACAUCUGGAGAGGUAGCCUCAACAUCUGCAUCGGCUGGUGAAUCUGUAACCUCUUCAACAACUUCAGUUGAAUCAUCUGGAGAAGAAUCUACUACCACGUCGUCAAUUGAAACUACUGCCACAUCAGAAGGAUCUGGAGAAGAAUCUUCUACGGAAAACGUGGUUCCAGUAGAAAAAUCUGAAGAUGAAACGGUAACUGAGUCAUCUGGAGAGCACGAAUCAAGCACUACUGUCUCUGAUAAAACAACAACUGCUUCGUCUGAAAAAGAAUCGACUACUUCGUCGGCGUCUGAAGUAACGGCAUCUACAACAGAAGGAUCUGGAGAACACGUAACAUCUUCAACAUCGGUUGAAUCAUCAGGUGAACAAGAAACCGCUGCGUCUGAAACGACAACGACUUCCAAAGUUGAAUCCGAAGGAUCUGGAGAAGAAGCAACAACUUCUUCUGAAGAAUCUUCAACACCUGUGGAGGAAGCCGUUACAAAAAGCGUUGUUCCUGUUGAGAAGUCGGAGGAUGAGAAGGUCACUGAUGAAGCACAGGCUACUACUGAGUCGUCCGGAGAGCAAGAAACAACUGCAGCUACAGAAGCAUCAGGAGAAGAAUCAACAACUGUUUCCUCUGCUGCAGAAGCAUCUGGAGAACAUUCUACAACUUCGCCUUCAGAAGAAACUACUGCUACUGAAGAGAUCGUUAGCACCCAAGCAGAAGAAUCCACAACAGGUUCUUCAUCUGACGAGACUACCACGACCGCUGCAGCAGACGAAGGCUCAGGAGAGGAAGCUGUUACGGAGAACGUCGUACCUGUGGAAAAGUCUGAAGAUGAGAAAGUGACUGAUGAAGCUCAAACUACUACUGAAUCAUCCGGAGAACAAGAAACAACUACUUCACAAACUGUAACGGAGUCAUCCGGAGAAGAAUCGACGACUGUUGCUUCCUUUGUUGAUACUACAACACAAAUAGCUGAAGGGUCUAAUACUUCGACAUCAUCUGAAGAGACUACGACUGAAUCCGAAGCAUCUGGAGAUGAAGCCUCAACAUCGGCAUCAGUUGAUGAGACAACUGUUGCUAUUGCGUCAGAAGCAACAACAAGCACUUCUGAAGGCUCUGGGGAAGAAUCAACAACGACGACUUCAACAGAAAUCACUUCGACAACUUCCGAGGGAUCUGGAGAAGAAGCAGUGACGAAAAAUGUCGUUCCAGUCGAAAAGUCGGAAGAUGAGAAAGUAACAGAUGAAGCUCAAGCGACAACAGUGUCUACUGAAUCAUCAACAGCAUCGUCUCUGGCUGACACCACAACAGAAUCCUCUGGAGAACAAGAAACAACGACUUCGGCAGAUGCUCCUUCAACUGCAUCUUCUGAUGCUACAGAAACCACAACUUCGUCAGAAAGUUCAGGAGAAGAAGGAACAAGUGAAGCUUCAUCGAAAGAAUCGACAACUACCGAUGUUUCAUCUGAAGGAUCGGGCGAAGAAGCUGUUACCAAGAACGUCGUACCAGUAGAAAAGUCUGAAGAUGAGAAAGUGACUGAUGAAGCUCAAGCUACUACUGAAUCAUCCGGAGAACAAGAAACAACUACGGCAUCCUCCGAAGAUGCUACCACAAUAAAGUCUUCUGAAGAAGAAUCUACGACAGCUGCCUCUCCUGAAGAAGCGACAACAACGCCAACAGAAGAAUCUUCUACCACAAAAUCUGGAGACUCAGAGACUGCAGCUCCAACUGAAGGAUCUGGAGAAGAAUCAACAACGACAUCUUUAUCCGAACAUUCUACAUCUGAAGGGUCUGGAGAAGAAGCUACAACAUCUGCUUCAGAUGAAACUAAAGCUACUGCUGAAGGAAUCAUUGAAGAGUCAACAACUGCUGCGGCUUCUGAUGAGACAACUACUUCAGAAAGUUCAGGAGAAGAAGCUGUGACGAAGAACGUUGUUCCAGUCGAAAAGUCGGAAGAUGAGAAGGUCACUGAUGAAGCCCAGGCUACUACUGAAGGAACUUCUUCAGAAGGAUCCGGUGAGGAAGUCACAACUUUAUCCGCACUAUCUGAAUCGACUACAAGUUCUCAAGCAUCUGGAGAAGAAUCAACUACCACAACCAACCCAACGGAAGAAACCGAAUCAACUACCGAAGGACCAGCGUUCGUUACCGGUGACGGAAGCGAAGAAUCAACAACGACAUCUUCAAACGACAACUCUGAAGCAACAACAUCUUCAGAAGGUGUUGUAGAAGAAGCUGUGACAAAGAAUGUUUCGCCAGUCGAAAAAUCGGAAGAUGAGAACCAGUCUUCAACGGAGUCGUCUGGUGAGGAAGCUACUACGAUAUCUACCUCUGAAGAAUCGACAACUACUCAAGAUGGUGAGGAAGCAACCACAUUGUCUUCUGAAGCUACUCAGGAAGUCUCGACAAAUUCAUCCGAAGAAUCAACCACGGGGAAAUCAGAGGAUGCAUCAGAAGGAUCGGGAAAAGAAUCUUCAACAACAGCCAUUCCAGAAGAAUCGACUACGGAGGCUGAGGGUUCUGGUGAAGAAGCAGUGACGAAGAAUGUUGAACCAGUUCAAAACUCUGAAGACGAUGAUACUCAGAAAGAAACGACUUCUGAAACUACGGUUGCUUCCAAAGAAUCUACUUCCGAAGAAUCUACGACAGUUCCAAGCAAUGAAUCCACAACUGUGUCGAAUCCAGAUGAGUCCUCGACAACUUCAUCCUCUGAGGAGACCGAGUCUACAACUGAAGGACCAGCAUUCGUUACUGGCGAUGGUAGCGAUGAAUCAACCACUUCGGCAGCUGUAAGUGAAGCAACUACUGAAGGAUCCGGAGAAUCGGAAACAACUGAAGCUCGAGAAAAGUCAACAUUUGUGCCAGUUGUUGCUCAAGUCAAUGACAACGAAGGAACCACCACUGCGGCCGCCGAUUCCAAUGAAGGAUCUGGAGAAGAACUGACGACCCCCCUUUCUGAUGUAGGCAGCACAACCACGAGCGAGAAGCUGACCACGACUAAAGAGCCUCCAGCAUUUAUUACUGGCGAAGAAGAAACUACCACAAAGGAGGCUGAUACGACGACCGAGGAAGCUGUUAAAAAAGUGGAAUCCUCUGAAGAUGGAGCUGUUGAAGCGACAACGAAGAAUGGCGACGAACCGGCCACAGAUGCUGGACAAGAAUCAACGACAGUUGCGAACUCCAAAGAGUCUACGAUUGAAGGAUCCGGAGAUGAUUCAGCCGAAUCAACGACUAAAGGGGAUGAAAGUUCGGAAUCUACCACAGUUGCUGGAGAGGAAGCGACGACGACUAAAACGGAUGAAGAAGAAACCACAACUGAAGGCUCAGGAGAAGAAGCUGCUGCUUCAGUUCAACCAAAGACUACGGAAGAAGCUGGAGAUGAGAAGUCUGAAGAUAAGAAUCAAGAAAAAGACACGUCUUCUACUGAAGCCCCAGCCUUUGUCACCGGCACUUCUGACGGCGAUGCUUCUACACAAGAAUCUGAAGCUUCUACACCAUCUGUUGAAAAAUCGGAAGACGAUCAUCUUGGAGAGGAAAUUGAUAUUCCAAAGUCUGAAGAAGCAUCAACCCCCGACAUUCCAGUCAUUACACCGAAACCACACUUCGAGCCUCACGAACUUUCAACGGAAGCGACGACUCCGGCGAGCAACGAGGAAGAAUCAUUCGAGAAGAAGACUGUUGGAAGCCAUGAUGCCGCUUCGACCGGCAAACAAGCCGACGAGACAUCGACGAAAUCAUCAUUCUCUUCAGAAGACUUGAAAGGAACUGAGAAAGAGGAUGACGACAUCAAACUCGCCAAAGAGCUCGGCAAACAGUUCGCUGCAGAUCUUGCAAAGAUUGCCGACCAAUCCGGAGUUAAACUUGGCGAAUCUGAAGAAUCAACUACAACGGAAGCAUCGGCGGAAGAAAUACAAGGAACGACUGAGCCUUCAAGCUUCGUCACUGAAGGAUCGUCAACUGUGAAGCCGACAUCAAGCGAUGAAGACGAUGACGAUGACACGAAUGACGAGAAUGCCAAUGAAUUCUUGAGCGGAAUCGACGAGUCUAUGUUCAACAAGAGUCUCAUCACCGAUACUCACCGCGAGGAUCUUCCAAACAACGUCGGAUUCGUACCGCCUUCGGAGCCUACCGAGAAGUCAAAAUCUUCUGAAGACGAUGAAGAUACUGAUGGAACAUCCACUGAAAAUGAUUACGAGGAUUUGGUGUCGAAGACAAGUACUGAGGCGUCAACGACUACGACAACCUCUUCUGAAUCUACGACAACCACUACAGCUCAAUUGUCGACGACCACUGAGCCGCCAGUGCAACUCGUGAAAGAUCUGAUCGAUGCCUUGGCUGCAGGUGGCCUCGAUUUCGUUUUAGGUAGACCAAGAAAGCCAGCUCCACAAGCUGCACAAGACAUGAUCAACAAGAAGCUUGGUCCGAUUCAAAGACUACUACCACCUGAGCUCUUACCCAAACAUGAAUGUACCACUGGACUUGUCCGAUUCCAUGCUUCCGAACUCACCGAUUUGAGUCAACACUUUGAACGUGAUGCCGUCGCGUUCUCGUUGGAGCAUUGCGCGCGAAUGUGCUACGAGACGUCGUGUUCGAGAGCUGCUUUCACGCGAUUCCCGCGUCCUGUUUGUCUCAUGCAUUAUGCGGACGAAAAAACGCAACACAUGGAAGCGAACUGCUCGGAAAUCGAGCAGAACAACACGUGGAAAUUCACGAAAAUCAAUCAAGUUGUCGCUAUCGAUUGUGUAUCAUGUGCGCUUCCUGACAAUUCCCAUGACAUUACCUCUUUCUCAGUCGAUGAAGCUCAAGUUUCAGAAAAUGUCCAUAAACCACAAGGAACCACUCCAAAAUGCAACGGUCGUGUCGAAUUCCAAGUGAUCCCAGUGGCCAGCCUUCCAAAAUUGAAUAUCACCAAUGAUGUUCCGGCUUCGUCUCCAGCGGAUUGUGCGAGAAAAUGCUUUGAAUCAGAGCACUGCAAGACUGCUGGAUUCAUUCCUUCUCCAUCAGGUACCAUUGCUCAGGGAGUCUGCUUGUUGACUUCCGACGAUCUUGUUUGUGGAAAUAUGGCAGAUUUUGUGCCACAACACGCCGCCAUUCAUCCGUUUGUUAUUUCUUGCAUUCAAUGCACAGAAUGCACUUAUAACAUUCGACCAGUGACGCCAACGCGAGCGAUGCCGGCGCUCAAAGUACACGAGACGGCGGAGAGCAUUCAAAAAUGCGCGGAACUUUGCGCGGACAUCGGCUGCACCUUGGCGAAAUACGAAACAAACACGAAGAUUUGCUCAAUGACGAAAGACGCUUUUGCCGAGGACACUUGUCCUCAAGAAGUCGCCACACAGAUUCAUGAUUCGCUUCUGCCGAUCAGUCUGGAAUGCGUCAAAUGUGCUCAAUCCUAG
Caenorhabditis bovis is the source of this 14664-nucleotide messenger RNA. The record is from the annotation of a GenBank genome assembly. NCBI's taxonomy places the organism in Eukaryota, Metazoa, Nematoda, Chromadorea, Rhabditida, Rhabditidae.